Molecule: messenger RNA, 231 nt
Organism: Talaromyces rugulosus
Lineage: Eukaryota; Fungi; Ascomycota; Eurotiomycetes; Eurotiales; Trichocomaceae
Exons: 4
Coding region: 1-231 (76 amino acids)
Source: RefSeq, a predicted model, not a curated record
AUGUGGGCUCGAGUAAUCGAGAUAUGGGCGGUCAACCGCCUUCUCCGCAGCCCAUCUUUUCAUCACAUGGUUCGCGGUGUCCACCGAAGAGUCCAACGCACUGUGCACGGGGUACCACCGGAAGAGAUGGGAGGAACAAACAUUGAAAAGACUUCUGGAAUCAGGCAUUUCCUGCGGCUAUUCAAGGAGCAAAUACAAGCUCAGCUCAAGGACGAACCUCGAAAGCGGUGA